AUGGAUCCCGACUACUUCGCGCCGGUGCGAGAAGACCAGGACGCUGCCGGCGCCCCCAUCGAGGACUCGGACACAGACAUGGCCGCCUCUGCCAGCGCAACAGCCUCAUCCUCGCGAUCCGCCAUGUACACCUCACCCAGCGUCCACGGGCGCAAAGGCCGCAUGUCUCGCUCAGGAGCACCCAGGCCCAUAAUCACACCCACCAGUCCUCUUUCCUCGACGAUUCCCCAUAAUCUGCUACCCUCGGCGCCCGCCUCGCCGCCCACACCCGCGCCAAGUCCUACGCCAACGCAGCGGGUGCCGGACUGGAGUACCGCCGCCGAACACGAAGAUGGCGAUAUCAAGAGCAUACGGGCACAGUUUGGCGAUAUGAACCGGGCAGAGCGCAUGCGGCUGCUCGGCGAGCUGCUCAACCUGUGCGACAGCCAAGAGUUGAGCUUCGUUGCCGAGUUUGUCAGUCCCAGACUAAAGAAGGACCCAUUCAUGGUCCUGCCCACUGAACUCUGUUUGAGAAUACUCGAAUGUGUAGAUGACCCUACCACUCUGGCUCGGGCAUCGCAAGUAUCCAAGAAAUGGCGUGAGCUAGUCAAUGACGACAGUGCUUGGCGGUUGCUCUGCCAAAAGUUCUCCUUCAGAGCGCUACCAAAACAGGACAACAUGGAAGAAGAUGAGCCAACCGACCAAAUGGAAGAUGCAGAGUCGAAGCCGUGGUGGCACGAUGAUGAGCGCACGGCCAGGCUGGACGAUGCAUCGUCGGCACGCGACCACCUUGAAGUCGGACCCUCAAAUAGCAGUCCAGAAGGACUGCGAACGCAAAGCCUCGACCGUGCAGCUAAGAGGAAGCCAUCGCAACGAAAGCAGCAGGCCACUACAUAUCGAUCACAUUUCAAGCAGCGGUAUAUGGUGGAGACUGCAUGGCGCAACGGCGGAGUGUGUGACGCGCGACAGAUCACCCCGGACCAGGGCGUGGUGACUAGCUUACAUUUGACUAACAAGUACAUUGUUGUUGCGCUUGACAAUGCCAAGAUACACGUAUUCGAUACCGUCGGCGACCACCAAAAGACGCUCCAAGGACACGUCAUGGGCGUGUGGGCAAUGGUGCCGUGGGGCGAUCUCCUAGUCAGUGGAGGAUGCGACCGCGAUGUGCGCGUCUGGAAUCUUGCAACUGGUUUUCCACAAUUCACCCUCCGUGGUCACACGUCAACAGUGCGAUGCCUGAAAAUGUCCGAUGCCAAUACGGCCAUCUCCGGAUCCAGGGACACCACACUACGCAUCUGGGACCUGAAGAAGGGACUGUGCAAGCACGUACUUAUUGGCCACCAAGCCAGCGUCCGGUGUCUCGAGAUACACGGUGACAUUGUUGUGUCCGGAAGCUAUGACACUACAGCUAAGAUUUGGAGCAUAUCAGAGGGCAAGUGCCUUCGCACAUUGACCGGACAUUUUAGCCAGAUUUAUGCCAUUGCCUUUGACGGCAAGAAGAUUGCAACAGGAAGUUUGGACACCAGCGUCCGCAUAUGGGAUCCCAAUGAUGGUAAAUGUCUUGCUGUACUACAGGGCCACACCUCGCUUGUUGGACAGCUUCAAAUGCGUGAUGAUAUCCUUGUGACUGGUGGAUCAGACGGAUCGGUCCGUGUGUGGAGCCUUGCAACCUACCAAGCCAUUCACCGAUUAGCCGCGCACGACAACAGCGUCACGAGUCUGCAAUUUGACAAUACGAGAAUUGUCAGCGGCGGUAGCGAUGGCCGUGUCAAGGUCUGGGAUCUCAAGACUGGCGUUCCUGUGCGAGAGUUGAGCAGCCCUGCAGAGGCUGUCUGGAGGGUGGUAUUUGAGGAAGAGAAGGCUGUCAUUAUGGCUAGUCGGGGCGGUCGGACCAUCAUGGAGGUAUGGGACUUUUCACCGCCCGCUGAAGAAGAUUACGACUCGCGAUCGUCUACCCCAGCAAGUAUGCCUGAUCGUCUCGAAGUCGACUAUAAUCGUCCACGGUCUGCCAUUCUCCCUGCACCCUCGCCGUUAGUACAAGACACAAGUGCCGGCGACGUUACCAUGGACGACGUAACAGAUCCAUAA
Molecule: messenger RNA, 2067 nt
Organism: Bipolaris oryzae ATCC 44560
Lineage: Eukaryota; Fungi; Ascomycota; Dothideomycetes; Pleosporales; Pleosporaceae
Exons: 5
Coding region: 1-2067 (688 amino acids)
Molecular function (GO): protein binding
Source: RefSeq, a predicted model, not a curated record